Molecule: messenger RNA, 6901 nt
Organism: Annulohypoxylon truncatum
Lineage: Eukaryota; Fungi; Ascomycota; Sordariomycetes; Xylariales; Hypoxylaceae
Product: ankyrin
Exons: 3
Coding region: 158-6652 (2164 amino acids)
Molecular function (GO): protein binding
Source: RefSeq, a predicted model, not a curated record
UUGUUUCUUCUCUUAUUUAAUAAGUCAUGUCAGUGCUCAAACUCACAAGAAAUAUCAAUGAUUAGGGUGCCUCUGCCAUACCAUCACUAAGUACCCUUACAAUAUUCUAUCCAAUCAUCAAACCAACUCGAAAUAACACCAUGGUGUUUGAGUUACAAUGGCAGACCCAUUAUCUAUCUCAGCCAGCAUUGCGGGGCUCAUCACAUUAGCUGAUGUAGUCUUCCUACGGUUGAUGAAAUAUGUUAGAUCUGCGAAGAAUGCCGAGAAAGAGAUUGAAGACCUCACUAAGGAGAUAAACACGUUAGGGGGCACUUUGCACAGCUUAUCAACGCUAGCACAGUGCUUUGGCGAUAAGCCUGUGGAAAAUAGAACAUUUCGGAUGUACCAUAUCGAGGCAUGCAACGAUAUCUUAGCAAGCAUUCACAAGAAGUUGAAGAAGUUCGACAGCGACUCUUUGACGAAAAAAGCCAGAUGGCCAUUUACAUCGACACGAGUACAUGAAUUCCUCGAUGAAUUAUCGAGGCACAAACAGAGUAUCAAUCUUGCUCUGGCCGCCAAUUCAAUGGACCUCCUUCUACGUUCCCUAGCCCGGGAAGAAGAUCUCCAGAAGACAGCAUCGGAGCUCCAAGCCAGUGUCGAGAAAACCAAAGAAAUAGUGAGUCGUAUCCAUCGUAACGAGGAACAUGGAAAAAUCGAAAGCUUUUUCUUGAGACACAAUCCUCAACAGAAUUAUGAAAUGAGUCUCAAACUACGACAACCGAGAACAGGGCUGUGGUUGCUACGUCUGCCGAAUUUCCAAACUUGGCUUUCAACUCCAGACGAGAAGAUUUGGCUAAGCGGAAUACCCGGGGCAGGAAAGACGGUUCUGGCAGGUACAAUCAUCGAGGCCUCUCUAGCAAAAUGCAAUGAUAGCAUGGCUGGCGCUUUCUUCUUCUGCGACUACAAGGCCGAGAAAACCCAUUCGCCAGCUAAUAUUCUUGGUUCAUUAGCUUAUCAAAUAGCUAUCCAAAAGAAAGAGGCAUACCAAACAUUGGAGCAAUACUAUCGCGAUCUCCAUCCAUCAAAUAGCCUAUCCCGUGAUUAUACGAUAGGUGGGCUUGAGAGAGCUCUAAGGGAUAUGAUCAAAUUAUUUGAUCGGGUAUUCAUUACUGUGGAUGGGAUCGAUGAAUGCGGACAAAGCGUUGAGGAAGUCCUCGACAUACUCUGUGCUAUAUCUAAAGAUUCAGAUAACAUAUCGAUGGCAUUACUCAGUCGCGACGAACAUAAUAUCAGGGACAGGCUUGAAAAUGAUUUUGUAUGCGAAAAAGUUGCUGCACAUACAGAGGAUAUCACAGAGUAUGUGACAGCACAGAUUGAGAAGCGCAUGCGAAUAAGAAAGCUUCGUAUUGAUGACCUCGAGCUUAAGGGGGAGAUCAUGCAAGGGUUGAUAGAUGGUGCUGCGGGCAUGUUUCGAUGGGUUGCUUGCCAGCUAGAUCAUCUCGAACAAUGCGAUUCUGAUCAAGAAUGUCGAGAAGCCUUGAAAAAGCUACCUCCUAAUCUUAACGAAACAUAUCUACGAAUUCUGGACCGGAUAUCGACGAACAAGGCGCGAUGUGCCCAAUUGAUUUUACACUUCAUUGCCUUCGCGGACCCAGGCCUUACCAUUCAACAGCUGAGGGAGGUGGUGUCAGUUCCCGAAGCAGGGGGCUUUCUAAAAUCCAGUGGUGUUAUACACGAAAGUUCAAUCCAACGGCUAUGUAGUAGCUUGGUUCGGAAAUCGAAUGAUAAAAGGCGGUUUGAGUUUGCACAUUUCUCUGUCAAGGAAUUUCUUGAGAACGAGGCGAUCCUCCAAGGCAAAUUCUCGCAGUUUCUGAUAUCGAAGUCGCGGUGCAACAGACUGAUGACAAUCCAAUGCUUGAAAUACAUGCAACUCGAAAAUUUCAACCAUAUACCAGCAGCCACAAUGGAUGAAUUUUCAUAUAUGCAGAAAAGGAACAGAAACAACCCGUUUUAUGCAUAUGCAGCAAAACAGUGGCUUUUGUAUGCAAUUAACGAAUGGGUCGAUGAGGAGAUAAUCCACUUAGCGAAGAAACUAUUCAGUCGCGGAAAGACGGCGUUCUUCAGUUCCUGGAUCGUCGAGAUCAUGAUUCACAACUCCAAUGUCAGUGAAGAAAAGACUAUGGAAUCUAUAACCGAAGUUAAUUAUCGAUGCUUCACACCAUUUCAUGUGGCAUGCGCAAUGUCGCUUCCAAUCAUUUGCUCUCAUCUACUCGAUGAAGGCGUAGAUAUCGACCAAGAGAGUCCUAUUGGAACACCAUUGCAAUGCGCUGCUGGAUCUCUAGUGUCAGAUAAGGCAUUCGUAUAUUAUAUAUUUGGAGAAUACAUACGAAGGGUGGCCCCUACGUCGGCAUCACAAACCAUAAAUUCUCUACUGAAGGCCGGAGUGAACCGGUUUGGCAUCGCCUCCAGCUUUGGCAAAAACAAACGUCCACUUGAAAUUGCACUGGAAGCGUCACAAUUCAACAUUAACUUCUCAGUAAUCACACUUCUCCUUUUAGAGAGAUUUACCUUAUAUGAAAUUGACAUUAAGACACUUGAAAGUGUCUUGAGCAAGUGCCAUUUUUCGGAAGACUUUGACACUGGAACCCUCGAAAUCACUGUCAAGCAAUUCGUCAUGACUUUGAAUUCCAUGAUAGAAUUUUCGCCUCUUCAUCGAAAACUCUGCUCAGUAGUAUGGGACUAUGCUGUUGAUCAAGAAAUGAGUUUCAUAUCUGAUCUAUACCUAGUCGACAUAAGCAUUUCUCUUUCGCCAGACAUGCAAAAACAACACUUGAUCCAAGCUGUUAGAGAUGGAGACGUGGCAAUGUUCGAAAGAACCCAGAAGGAUUCUGGCCUCAAUGCAUCUGAAAUUUUAGAUGAGGAUGGUGAUCCAUUGAUAUACUCUGCAAUGUAUUAUCACAGAUCUCUCAAGAAUUGUCCGAUGAUUGAAACACUUCUCAAGGUUGGAUGCAGUUUCUUCCAAUCUGGCAGAGACGGGCUUCUGCCCAUACAUAAAUGGCUUCAUGUUGACACAGAGCCUGAUGAAGAACUUUUUAUCCAGUCUCUGGUAAAGGUUUUUAUUGACCAAGGAGUUACGGUUUGUUCCCAAGACAAUUUUGGGAGGAACAUCUUACACCUCAGUUGUGACAAACCCCAUCGCCUUUCAGCUUUUCUCAACUAUGAAAAUGAAGCAAACGUCGCUUGUGCACUACGCAUGGUAAGCCAAGAUGGUUAUACUCCUCUCAUUGAAGCAAUGAUGAGGGGUUUUACGAGAUCGGCAUCUUUGCUUUUUAUUCAAUGCAAAGGCGACCAAAAAGCAUGGCAAAGCCCAAUCCCAAUUCUCCUACUAGCUGUUAGAGAAAACAAUGAGGAUAUAUUCAGAAAUAUCUUUGACUCGGGAACUAGUUCCACUGAGUUUGCAAGCAACAGCUUAACUCCCCUUCAUCAUGUUGGAGCUAAGACAUCUCUUGGCUUCAUCGAAUAUCUCAAAUCUAUAUAUCCCAACGCAUGCAACGUACGUAUCAAGGGUAAAAUUCCGUUAAACGUCUACCUUGAGCAAGUUUUUAAUCAACAUGAUCGGGCGCAAUGUUUAAGCAUAGAGGUAAUCUCGGCACUCUACCCUAUGAAUUCACCAGAAAACGAGAGUAUUGUAUGGGAAUGUUUCACAAAAGACGUUAUUCAUCGUGCUAUGUCUCACCAGAUUAAUGAGGAGAAUCUGUACACAACAGUGAUAACAGAACUCAAACGACUGGGAUGUCUAACCUCAUAUGAAGCUAUUUCUCAGAGGUCGGCACUGUCUAUACUACUAGAGAGCAGUGAUGAUGAUUUUCAAGACAUGUAUGAUAUAUGGCCGAUUACAAACGAGAUCGCCUGUGAUAUCAUAAAUCACACAAGUCGGUGGCCAGAAAUUCAAGCAUCGCCCUUGAUAAUACGACUAUUCAAAGCGGCUACUAAAAGCAACGAUCACGAGCUAGUGUCACUAUUAUGUCAAAAAGGCGUGAGCGUCCACCAGCGAGUAAAGGAUCGUUCAGCAUUAGAAGUUGCGUGUCAGCAAUGUGUUCGAGACGAAACUUUCCAACUUCUCCUAGAUCAUGCAGACAAGAAACGACUAGAUGAAACUAACCCAGUGAACAACGGGCUCGGGCUCAUACAUUGCCUCGCUAUCCCAAGUGGAACUCGCAAGCUUACCGAGCUCCUACAGCGAGGUGUGAAUCCAAACCUUUGCACAGAGACUGCUCCGAAAUUAUCCGCUCUCUCAUAUCACCUAGGUAGAGACCUAAUUGGAUCCUCCAUGAUCCUGUUAAAGAAUGGCGCAGAUCCGACACAUCCAACCACUGAGGGCCAGGUCGAUGCAUGUCUAAUUGCUGCCUUGAAAGGUGCUACCGAUUUCUUAGCAGCUAUUCACCAAACAGUCACUUCGGAAUGGAGUCCUAAUUGGCAAAAACGUUCUAAUAUCAAUGCAUUCCUGCAAGGAAGAGUGUUGGUCAUAAGCGGCUGUAAUGCCCUUCACCUGGCGGCAGCUUCGGGACAGGUUGAUUGUUUGUCUUUCUACGUAGAUCGAGGUAUUUUCUCUGAUGUCAAUAUGACUACUGACUCCAAGUAUACACCUUUACAUCUUGCGGCUUUAGAAGGACGUACCGACACCAUCAAAUUUCUCAACAGACAAGGAGCUAACAUCAAUGCUCGAACAUCAACGGACGACCUACCAUUGCAUUUUGCUGUAAUGAAUAAACAUCUAAACGCCACUAAAGUUUUAAUCAGCCUCGGGAGUGACAACACAAUGAAUAAGUUGGGAAUGAGCCCAUAUAUGCAGGCUUGUCAACUCGAUGAACAAUCUUUUGUUGAAUGUUUUCAUGGAAGCGGGCAAGAACACAUCCCUCAUUGUAGUAACCUUACCGGCAAAGAUACCAUGGACGUCUCCUCCAAGCAAAAAUUAGGCCUCGCCGUCGCAUUAGAAGACGCUAUAAUGAUUGGGAACCCACGACUUUGCGACGUUUUACUCAGGAAGAGUUGUCAGCUAGAUGUCGAUGUCCCUAGCUGCAGUGGGUGUUCGCCUUUGCUUGUUGCUAUUCGGCACAGACAGAUAGACAUCAUUGAGCAAUUGCUGGCACGCAGAGCAUCAACUCUAAAAAAGGGCUGUCAAAGUCAUUUUGGUCUAGGCCCUAUACAUUGGAUAUUGAAAGACAAGGGCUUGACCAAAGUCAUACCGCUAUUUCUUGAAAGGUAUUUGAGUGAUGGGGGAGACCUGCUCAGUGAAGCUGCCAGUCCUGUGUAUACUGCAGUUGAACAUGAUAACUUAGAGGGACUUCAAAUCCUCCUUGAACAUCUACAGAAAAAUGCACAAUACUACACGAAUAAGGUACUGGGAAGGCACUUGACUACAGCUGUCUCAGGGGCUAUAAAUCAACGUGCCUACCAUCCAAUGAUGCCAUCACCGCUACACAUUGCAGCACGUAACGGCUUCUACGAGAUUGCAGAAUACCUUCUAGAGAAUGGUGCCAAUCCCAAUGCCCGGACAAAGAAUCUAAAAACACCCCUACACGAGGCAAUCUCAUCGAAAUCACAUAGGAUACAGGAUAUCGCCAAAACUCUCAUAAGUCACAAUGCCCACAUAGAUUGUCGCGAUGGACUCGGACGGACUCCGUUAAUGCAUGCCUGCAUAAAUCAGAAUUGGGAACUGGUUAAGCUUCUGCUCUAUGCUCAUGCAGACCCAAAUAAAUUAGACUAUAAUAUGGAUGGUCUACUUCACCUAGCAUGCUCCUCCCCUCGUCGUUCUAAGAUUCCUAGGGUUUUCAGAAACCUUCAGAUUCUAUUGCUUGAUCCCCAUCAUAAAAAUAACGAUGGGGUUUCGGCUAUUCAUAAGGCUAUGUGUUGUUAUCAGGAUGUAACGUUGAUCCUUAACGGCACCUGUGGAGUUCAAAGGACAAGUCCAUUUCCAUGGGAUGCAUUUCGUGCCGUGGAAAAUAUACCUUGGCUUGAAAGUGCAUUCACGAUGUUCCGAAGAAGAAUCCCUCCCGACACCUUGAGGGCGAUUGCAAACACCGAACCCAGUCACGGUUGGAGUCCACUUUGCAUGUCUGCAUCUGAGGGACGGCUAAAAGUGAUGGAAAAUCUUCUCGUCCUAGGGGCUAGUAUCGAGUUUGAAGGCUGUCCUGAUGGCACUGCGCUUUUGGCCGCAUGCUAUGCGGGACGAUUAGAGUCAGUCAUCCUCCUCGUACGCCGGGGGGCGGUUCUGUCAUACUUUGGUCCGAAUGGGUUUCGAACGGCCUUUGAUAAGAAUAAAACCCCAAAACGCAUACUCCAGUGGCUGCUGGUCACUAGGUAUACUGACCAGGGGAAGAUUAAGGAAGCACCUAACGAUAGUUCGUUCGCGGAGCCAGUUAUGCUUCGAUCCUGGAGCGGUGUCACAAAGGCGGAACUUGUUAUCAGUGAAAGUCUUGAGAGGCGUUCAGAGCAGUCGUCCAAAGAUUACUGGGCUUUUCUGAUGGAAGAAAAAAAGAAGUGGAGAGGCCGAGUUGUUCCAAUAGUUGACAGACGUAGAACGGUACGUCCAUCGAAACUGAUUCCCCUGGAACCAGUUCAUAUACAUCCGGAUGGCUACGAGAUACCUAAGGCGACAGAUUCUUCUAGGUAGUAAAGACCGGUGAUAGGCGUUGAAGAGAUGGCGUUGAGAUUUUGGAUUCGUGUUAUAUGGCGUUUGAUAUCAUUGGGAACGAUUUGUCAGCGACCGUCAUUAUUGUAGGGUUUCUCUUUGAGAUAUUGGCUUCAAUUAAUAAAAUAUCGGAUUAGAGGGGUUUCGGGCGUUUUGCGUUGAUCUUUCCUGCGUUGAUAGAAGUUUGUCCGACGUUAAGAGUCCUUGACAUCAAUAUGACGUUAACCAUAC